This is a messenger RNA of Paramecium primaurelia, 1853 nucleotides long. NCBI's taxonomy places the organism in Eukaryota, Ciliophora, Oligohymenophorea, Peniculida, Parameciidae. The record is from the annotation of a GenBank genome assembly.
AUGUUUAUUAUACUAUUCCAAAUUAUUACAACAACCUUUGCAUUUCCAGAUGUCACACUAUCAUUUGGCACUCUUAUGCCCAAAUAAAAAGACCCUGAAGAAAAUCUACCUGCUAUUGUUUAUGAAAAUAAUUAAAUGAAUAGCUAUUUUGAUUAUGAUCAAUUUCCAUUAUUAUCAUGUUGUCCUACAAAUCUGACUAAAUAUAAAGUAGAUACACAUAAUCUUCAUGGACAUGGUAAAUAGAAAUUUACAUUACCCUUGACAAUUAAAAAUAAUGAAGAUAAAACUAUUAUUUUGAGAUAAUUAACAAUAUCAGAUUAUUUAGACUAUUAAGAGAUAUCAGUAGCUCCUAAAUUAUCUUCAUUACCAAUUAUAGAACCUCAUUAAACCAUUGUUGUUGAAUUUAUUCAUAGUUGUGAAAGAUAAAUUAAUAACUCUAAUUACUGGAGUAUAUAAAAUGUAUUUAUACGAUUUCAAGACUUUUAAGGUUUAAAUUUCUAAUAUUAAUUUAUUUGUGAUAGUAAUUUUCAUCCUAAAAGGUAUUAAAUAACUAUAUUAUUAGAUUUGAUUGGAGUAAUAUAAUCUUAAUUACUUUUGAUUCUGUAGUUAUUAUUAUCUUAGCUACUUUUGGAAAAAUUUAUUCAUUUCGAAUUAGUUUUGUGACACCUGCAAAAAGAAGAUAAUUUUAAGAAUAAAACAUUUAAAAUGUAGAUCUAAGUCCUUUUUAAGGAUUCUAUUUAUAUUGGCCUUAAGCUUUAGUAUAUAUGGCAUUAUUGUUAAUUGCUUUAUUUACAUCAAUGAGUUAUAAAGAAAAAGCAGAGAAAAUUAUUAAAAUCUUAGUUUAUAUAAUUUGUUUAUUCACUUCAUUUCAUUUUUUUAAUGAAAUUUUUGGUAAAUUUAGAAAUACUCUCACAUUUUUAGCUGAAAAAAUUUAUUGCUUAAAAAUUAGGGAUUAUUUAUCAAUCAUAUUAUCAACCCUACUUAUCUUCUUUUAUUUAUAUUAUGAAUAACCCUGGUUUGUAUGUAUUAUAUGAUAAUUACUCUUAGGUUAGUAAUAUGCUAUCAAUUUGUAUUUUGGGAUCUUUGAUCAAACUAUUCAAAAUAACAUCCUUAAAAAAUGCUCUCUAAUUUUUUGUACCCCUUAUGAUUGUUGAUAUUUUCUGUUCUAUUUAUUUGAGUUAAACUGUCAGAUAUGAAUGGGAUAGUGUUGCAUUAAGAUAUUUCAAUACUCCACUAUCAGCCUAAUUUCCUUAUUUUCGAUAUAUUUACAAGAAAAAAUGUGCAUGGGUUUCUAUUUUUAAUUUAUUAUUUCCCGGUAUAUCUUUUAAUAUGAUUAUGAGGUUUCUUUUUGGGUUAUGUAAAUAGAUUUGACAAACAUAAAUAAACAUAUGUCUAUGAAAUUAUAGCCUUCUUUGGAUUACUUGUUGGACUCAUUUUUUGGGUUCUAAUUUAAUACAUAUUUUCAUUUCCUUUACCAACGUAUUACAAGCUAUUAUUAUUUUAGAUCUAUCUUUACUGAAGUAUUGAUGAUCCUUACUACAGCAUUGGUAGCAGUAUAACGAAAUGAAUUCAAUAUAUUUUACACUGGAAACUUCUAUGAUCAGAUAUUAAUGGAUCCAUUCAAAAAUGAUAUAGCCCUUUAAGAACCAACAACAUUAGAAAUGUUUGGAUUAGGCUCUACUACUUAAGUAAUUAAAAAGGACACAACAUAAUAAUAAGAUCUAGUAUCUAGAGGAGAUUAAGGUUUAAUAUUUAAUAGUCAACUCUUUGUUGGAUUGGCUUCAAUUAAUCGUCCUUAAUAAUAAUCAAACGUUUUAUAAUCAAAGUCAUAAUAUUAAUAUCACAAUUAUUGA